Molecule: messenger RNA, 2785 nt
Organism: Rhopalosiphum maidis (corn leaf aphid)
Lineage: Eukaryota; Metazoa; Arthropoda; Insecta; Hemiptera; Aphididae
Gene: Cul1
Product: cullin-1
Exons: 3
Coding region: 106-2433 (775 amino acids)
Biological process (GO): protein ubiquitination; SCF-dependent proteasomal ubiquitin-dependent protein catabolic process
Cellular component (GO): SCF ubiquitin ligase complex
Molecular function (GO): ubiquitin protein ligase binding
Source: RefSeq, a predicted model, not a curated record
CUAUCACAUUAAUACAUUAUCCGCGAAUCCAUUGUUCGGGAACUAACUUAACUAAAAAUUAGUAACGUACAGUAGUGUUAAAAACAAGAAUCUGUGGUAACGAUUAUGUCAAAUCGGCGCGACGGUAUGUCGUCGAAACAAAUCUAUGAUCUCGACACCAUAUGGGGAGAUUUGAAGAACGGAAUUGAGCAUGUGUACAAUCGCCAGUCGAUGCCUAAGCCCCGUUACAUGGAGCUCUAUACUCAUGUUUACAAUUACUGUACCAGUGUGCAUUUAAACCCCAAUAAAAACGCAUCCGUAACGAGUAGUCGUUCCAAAAAGGCAUCGUCAACGUCCACUGCACAAGUUGGUGGUGCUCAGUUGGUGGGUCUAGAGUUAUACCGUAGGAUUAAAGAGUUCUUAAGGCACUACCUGGUGGACUUGAUCAGCCGUGGUGCUAAUUUCAUGGACGAAGAUGUACUGUCUUUCUAUACUCGUGAGUGGGAAGACUAUCGUUUCAGUUCAAAAGUGUUGAAUGGUGUAUGUUCAUAUCUUAAUCGACAUUGGGUACGCAGAGAAUGCGAGGAAGGCCGUAAAGGUAUUUAUGAAAUUUAUCAAUUGGCAUUAGUGGCAUGGCGAGACUGUCUAUUCCAGCAAUUACAUAAACGUGUUACUAAUGCCGUCCUAAAGCUGAUUGAACGUGAACGAAAUGGUGAAUCAAUCAACACACGUCUGGUUAGUGGUGUAAUUAACUGUUAUGUUGAGCUUGGCUUAAAUGAAGAAGAGCCAACUCUAAAAGGUCAGAGUUUGACAAUUUAUAAAGAAUCUUUUGAAAAAACAUUUUUAGAAGAAACUAAAUGUUUUUAUAUUAAAGAAAGUGAUCAAUUUUUGUCUAAUAAUACAGUAACAGAGUACAUGAAAAAGGCAGAACAACGUUUACAAGAAGAACAAAAGCGAGUGCGAGAUUAUCUUCAUGAAACCACAUUAGUUGGUCUUGCAGAUACUUGUGAAAGAGUGUUAAUUAGAAAACACAUGGAAAUUUUCCAUGCAGAAUUUCAAAAUUUAUUAAAUUUCGAAAAGAAUGAUGAUCUCGGUCGAAUGUACCAGUUAGUUUCACGUAUACAAGAUGGUCUUGGCGAGUUGAAAAAUAUACUCGAAUGUCAUAUAUUGGCACAGGGUCAAACUGCUAUCGAAAAAUGUGGAGAAAUGGCUUUUAAUGAUCCAAAAACCUAUGUCAGUGUUAUCCUAAAUGUACACAAAAAAUACAAUGCACUGGUUGCCAUAUCGUUUAAUAAUGAUUCAGGAUUUGUUGCUGCUUUGGAUAAAGCUUGUGGAGGAUUUAUCAAUAACAACUUAGUCACAAGACAAUACAACUCAAGUUCUAAAAGUCCGGAAAUGUUAGCCAAAUUUUGUGAUCUGUUGUUGAAAAAAUCUAGCAAGAACCCAGAAGAAGCCGAACUUGAAGAUACAUUAAAUCAAGUAAUGAUUAUGUUUAAAUACAUCGAGGAUAAAGAUGUGUUCCAAAAGUUCUAUAGCAAAAUGCUUGCCAAACGACUCGUUCAACACAUGUCUGCCAGUGACGAUGCUGAAGCCUCAAUGAUAUCUAAGCUGAAACAAGCCUGUGGGUUCGAGUACACUUCAAAACUUCAACGUAUGUUUCAAGAUAUUGGUGUGUCUAAAGAUCUUAAUGAGGCUUUUAGAAAGCACGUAUCAAACUCAAACAUGCCUCAUGAUAUCGACUUUAGCAUACAAGUAUUAUCAUCAGGUUCAUGGCCUUUCCAGUAUCUUCUUACAUUUUCACUGCCGUCCGAAUUGGAACGAUCCGUUCAAAGGUUUACCCAAUUUUAUAGCGCCCAGCAUUCAGGGCGUAAACUUAACUGGCUGUAUAAUAUGUCCAAAGGUGAAUUGGUUACUAACUGUUUUAAAAAUCGGUAUACAUUACAAGCCUCCACUUUUCAAAUGGCCGUUUUAUUGCAAUUCAACCUACAAGAGUCGUGGACAGUUAAUCAGCUAUCAGAAUCAACACAGUUGAAAACUGAUUAUUUGAUACAAGUUGUACAGAUAUUGUUGAAAGCAAAACUCCUAACAUGUAAUGAAGAUGAGGCGAAUGUGGAAGGUAAUUCCCAUGUAAAGCUUUUUCUCGGGUAUAAGAAUAAGAAGUUGCGCGUAAACAUCAAUGUUCCAAUGAAACAAGAAAUAAAACUAGAACAAGAGAGUACACACAAGCAUAUCGAGGAAGACAGGAAAAUGCUUAUACAAGCUGCUAUUGUAAGAAUUAUGAAAAUGCGCAAAGUCAUGAAACACCAACAGCUGACAGCUGAAGUUUUAACACAACUGUCAUCAAGAUUUAAGCCUAGAGUCAAUGUUAUCAAAAAGUGUAUAGACAUCCUGAUCGAAAAAGAGUACCUAGAGAGAACCGAGGGACAGAAAGAUUCGUAUAGUUACUUGGCUUAAGUGACAAUUCGUUUAAAAUUUCUAUUUACAAAUAUUUUGUAUUAUGUUGCAUAUUUUACUAAUAUUUUUUAUUCUUAAGUGUAAAAUAAAACGUUCUUUAAAAGAUGAUUUGACCUAAUUGAUCGAUAACCCAAUCAUUAUUAUGUGAUUUACCAAUUUAUAUUUGUUCCGCAGAGAUGUCAACUAUGUCAAAUUAUGUCAAUAUAUUAAAUUCUGUAAAUAUAUGUGUGUGUGUGUGUGUGUGUGCAUGUAAUUAUGUGUAUAUGUACGUAAGCGUCCAUGUACAUAAUAAUAUGGUCUUUCUUUAUUUCUAUUCUAGAUAAACAUUAAAUUCAUACUUAAAAUUAUAAAA